Molecule: messenger RNA, 1682 nt
Organism: Pararge aegeria (speckled wood butterfly)
Lineage: Eukaryota; Metazoa; Arthropoda; Insecta; Lepidoptera; Nymphalidae
Exons: 10
Coding region: 173-1639 (488 amino acids)
Source: RefSeq, a predicted model, not a curated record
AUUUAUCUGAUCUAUUGCGAUUGUGAAUCUUAUCGGGUGCGGGUCUACUCGAGAGAUUGCGCUGACGCAGUGAGAAGCUGGCGGCACUGUACGCCUCAUUGAAUAAUCCUUUUAUAUUUAUCAGCCAUUUAACUAUUACAACGACACGAAUUAAAUAAACCAAAUAACAAAAAUGGGAAAAAAAUUAUUGAUUUGUGCUGGCGUCACGACCUUGUUGCAAGCAGUAACCCAGGUAGUGCUGAGUGUGUUGAGCAUCGCUCAAUAUUUGGGAUUCAUCGAUUUUUUGCGGGAACUGCCCCAUCUAAUUUUUAUUAAAAUAUUAUACUACCAUAACCCGGCUCGUCACGGCAACGUCAUUACUAUCGGCCAUGCGAUUGAAGGCAUUGCAAACCAGGCCUUCGUCUUGAUUCCUAAAGAACCUUUCACUGCAACCCGUACAUUUAUUAUCAACUGCACCUACUUAUCACUGGGAUUCCUGUGGGCAAUUUCCAGCAGUAUCCUCUUAGCUGGUGGUACGCUGAAUGAGUAUUCUAGACCAAUAAGAUGGCCCUGGGUAGCCGUGACGGUCGCUGUGUGCGCUGUUGAUCUCGUUGCCACCGUAAUUUUUGCCAACGACUCGUUUCAUACUAGGACUCUUAACAAUAUUAUGAACUAUAUAGGUGGGACAGCAAACGGCGUUGGUGGGAUUUCUAUUGACACGUCUGCCACCGCCUGGAUCAUGGUCAUCAUAUAUUCUCGCUUCAUAAUUAUUUUCAUAGUGAAUGUGGUAGUGAUUAUACUUGUGGCGCUGAAUAAAAACAAAUCCAAAAAAGCCGAUUUAAACUUGGUUGAGAGUCCCAAUAUUGCGAUUCCUGCAGUUCAACAACCGCGACACAGCACUCCAUUAGCAAAGGAAAACAAUAACCUAAACAUUGGGGAGAUUCAAAAUCUAUCAGAUAUAAUUGAAGAUGCAAAUAAUGAUAGUAGUUUUGAUAGUAGCACUGAAAACUUGAAUGAAAGUUAUUAUAAAACAUACGGGUUCAAUAUGCCACGGGCGAGAUUCAGCCGUACCUUCCAGAACAUCAAGAAAAAGAUAUUUGCGAAGGAUACUUUUGUACAAUCAAAGGAUAAAGUGAUAGACCGAUAUGAGACUAUCGAGCACUCAUCAGAAAGAUCACCGCAGAUGCGGGGUUCUAAUCGCCGUGCGGUGAUCUUCCCCGAAAACCUAUUAUCGCUACCUCAGCGGGUGGAGAAUAUGAUUGCGGCCGUGCAGCAUCGCUUGGACCGCUCGGUUAAAGACCCGUCUGGACCGAUUUCGGCCCCUCAAUCACUUCCGGCUAAGGCACAGAUGAGCGACGCAAAUAUAACUUUCAACAAAGGUCGUCGGGACACUGCUCCCGAGCUAAGUGGACAAUUACCUUGGACCUACAUCCCAGAGGCCCCGUACCGAUUGUACUGGGAUCUUCCUUCCGAUGAGGAACCGCCUCCGAUCCCGCUGGCUGACUAUACAGCAAUAGGUGUCGCUUCCGGCAGAAAAACUUCCGUACACCGUGCACCCCCAAUGCCAAAGAUGACCAUGAAAACUUUGAAAAAACAUCAAAAGACUCGGCUACCACAGAAUAGCAAGAUGACACUCAAGGAAGUAGACGUGCUCUUCUGACAGACAAACAUCCGUACUACUAUUAUAAAUUCGAUACAAAUUC